Molecule: messenger RNA, 2983 nt
Organism: Monopterus albus (swamp eel)
Lineage: Eukaryota; Metazoa; Chordata; Actinopteri; Synbranchiformes; Synbranchidae
Gene: mbd2
Product: methyl-CpG binding domain protein 2
Exons: 7
Coding region: 462-1262 (266 amino acids)
Biological process (GO): DNA methylation-dependent constitutive heterochromatin formation; negative regulation of transcription by RNA polymerase II
Cellular component (GO): nucleus
Molecular function (GO): methyl-CpG binding
Source: RefSeq, a predicted model, not a curated record
CAUAGUGCACUAUCACUAUGAGUGCGUGAGUGUGUAGGCCUACGUGUGCGCGGGCGCGUGUGUAGGGUGUGUGUGAUAUCUCAGACGUCACAGCCUGCCCGUUGGUUCAGUUCAGUUCAGUUAGGUCCGAUCAUAAUCAGAUGAACCUUGGGCUACACUGGUUCUGUCCAGAGGUAAACUAAGCAAAAACCAGUGGCAGGAAGGCAGUUUAUCCCCGACAUCUCCGUUCGCAGUGUGAACCAGGACGAAUUAUUUUAUUUCUGUUUAAACCUUAGUAACUAGCAGAAGCAGGCGGAGAGAAGGAGAGCAGCCGUUAGCGUAACAUCCGUGACGUCGGUCCGCCCCGGUUGCUGCUCCGCUGGGUUUGCCACCACGCUCUUUGUCAGGAGUGUCCUAAUCGGUGUUUACUGAGUGAUCGACUGAUCCGAUCGCAGCUUAGUCGCGGGAUCGAUAAGUGUACAAUGAUGGAGAGGAAGAGGACGGACUGUCCCGCUCUGCCGCCCGGCUGGAAGAAAGAAGAAGUGAUCAGGAAGUCCGGACUGAGCGCUGGAAAGAGCGACAUCUACUACUACAGUCCGUCAGGGAAGAAGUUCAGGAGUAAGCCUCAGCUGUCUCGUUACCUUGGAAACACAGUGGAUCUGGGAUGUUUCGACUUCCGUACGGGGAAGAUGAUGCCUGGGAAACUGCAGAAGAACAAACAGAGAGUGCGACAUGACCCAUUCAGCAUGGCUAAGGGAGGUAAACCGGACCUGAACACAGCUCUGCCAAUCAGACAAACGGCGUCCAUCUUCAAACAGCCCGUUACCAAGGUUACAAGUCACCCUGGCAAUAAGGUGAAGACAGACUUGCAGAGAGCAACUGAUCAGCCCAGACAGCUGUUUUGGGAGAAGAGGUUGAAAGGUCUCCGGUCAUCAGAUGUCACAGAGGAAGUCCUGAGGACCAUGGAUCUGCCCAAAGGACUCCAGAGUGUUGGUCCAGACUCCAGUGAUGACACUCUGUUGUCAGCCAUUGCCAGCGCUCUGCACAUGAGCUCCGUUCCAAUCACAGGACAGACAUCUGUGGCUGCUGAGAAGAACCCAGCCAUAUGGCUGAACACAUCCCAGCCACCCUGCAAGGCCUUCACUGUCACUGACGAACACAUCCGGGAGCAGGAGAUGAAAGUGUACCAGGCCAGGAGGAGUCUGGAGGAGGCGCUGACGGCUGAUGGUUUGGCGCGGGCCGCUGAAAACACCCGAGAUCUGCUGGAGGGGAAGACAGCCUGAAGACAGACAGAGGUCCUGUGCUCAGCAGCCUCAGGUUUAUCAUCAACUUCAUCUUAAUCCGUGCAACAGAAGACCCACAGAUUGAUAUACCGCCUGCACCUAUACAGUACUUUGAUUACUUCAACUUGUCCGUUAAGGAAACCUUCUUCAAGAUGACAUCACACUGGAUGCCUGACAGCUUCUGGAAAAUAAAGUGAUUUUUCAAAGGAAGAAUGGAAGCAACAGCUACAACAAUAAUGGCACCAGCAAUGACAAAAACACCAGCAUCAACAAACAACUGCAGCAGCAAUCUGCAACAUAGGAACAAAAGGAGCAACAGCAGCAAUAAAUAUAGCAGAGUAUCUACCAGCUCCACACAACAACCGAAGCCUUUAAUCCCUUCUGUGAAUUAUAAUCUGUGCAAACUUUACAAAAUGUGCUUCUCUUGUCUCAGCUUUCAAAUUCAGAUUUUAGUUUUCUUUUUUAAAAUAUAAAGCCGAUACAAAUAAUUUAAACAAUAUUGAAGCAAUAUUAAACCCAAAGUCAGGUUGCAAACUGCUGGACAGCUUUUGCCAACUACUAAAUCUCCACGUGCUUUUGAUGAUUUUGGUUGUUUGUGGUGUCAGGUUGUCAUCAGUUUUAAAGAAGUCUUCAGGGGUUUUAGUUAAAUAAUGAUAAUUUUGCAUGAAUAUGAAAUAGAACAAUUGCUUAUUUAAGACAGAUUUUAUACCUUGAGAGAGCAUACCUGUAUAUUUCUUGGACUGAAGUAAAUAAAUGAUUAUAUUCAUAGUCAGGUGUUGGCGCUUUUCUUAAAAUCUGCUGAUACAGGUUUAUGGACUGUGUGUGCUGACAUCUCAACCUUUAAAGCAGUAGUUUGGGAAUACACUAAUCUGCGCUCUGCAUGACAGUGAAGAAGAGAUCUUUCUCAGGUACAGGCAUGUCUGUUAAGAACAGAGUCAGUACAUGCUUAGCAUAAAGACUAAAAGGAGAGGGAACUAGCUAACCUGAAUGUCUGCAGUCAAAAAUACACCUGUAUUGAGUCUUUAUGCUAAACUAAGUGAACCAUGUCCUAACCUCAGCUCUGUACUUAACACACUGUCAAGAGAUUGAUAUUGAUCUCACCUCACUGUGAAACCUGUUGGCAUUCAGCUGCAGAAGAUUUGCAGAGGCAGGUAGUCAGUGAAUGCUGGCGUAAUAAAAACAUGGAGCUUGUAAUUAGGUUAGGAUCAAAAAUGAAAAUUUUUACUGAGUUGAGUUGCUUCUGUUUUGUUACAGUUAAGUUGAAAAAAAUUGAGACAGACACUUUUAUUGCACAGUUUUGAAUUGAGUUAUCAUGAAUAAAACAAAGAGAUACAGUGUCAUGUCAGCAGCAUAGCAGGGUUUUAGGAUACGCUGCCUGCAGAUUAGUACACGUGCGUAUAUAAACAUUUUGCUGUGUACAGCAAGAGGGCUCCAGGUUCAAGCCCUGGCUGACCUGAUGCCUUUCUCUGCAGAGUUUCCAUGUUCUCCCUGUGCAAACUCACUGACUACACUUUACUAAGGCAUCUUCAUCUAAAGACAAAGCCUAAAACUAAAAAUCAAGUUUGCAUUAUUGAAUCCCAGCUUUCCCAUGCGUAGUGGUGUCCAGAUCUGUCAAGUCUCGAUUUAUGUUUAUGCAGCUGUUAUAAAUGAAGCCCUGGUGUGACUGUAUGUGUUUGUAUACUUUGUGUGUAUGCAUGCAUAUUAAAGACAGUGAGACAAUC